UUUACAGGCGUUAAAACUCUUCCCGGCCCGGAUAUCGGGGGAAGGGGCUCAAGCGAAAGCGGCCGCUUCCCGCCGCUCCUCUCAGCCGCACAAAAUGUCCGCCGCCCCCUAACGGUCGCUACCUGACGCCAGGCGCCGCCGGCAGCUCGCGCCCUGCCCCUGUGGCGGGGGGGGGCGCGAGCUGCCGGUGGCGCCUGGCGUCAGGUGGCGCCGCCUCCACCUGGGAUCUCAACCCCUCGCCGGUCAGCGGAGCCGAGCGGAGCCGCCGGAGAGCAAGGAAGAGUCUUUUAAAAAACUUCCUGUUGGAAUGCCUCACAUCAAUGCAGCUGCAGCUCUGCAGAUCUGUGUGCUGCUGUCUGCGCUUCCUGCACAAUAUUUCAUAUCUCAGUGGUACGGGACGGACUCUGUUCAGCGCAUCCAAAUAACAGAAAGGAUAAUUGCCUCCUGGAGCAGCUUUACAAAAUCUUACUUGAGUCUGGAUGCGUGGGCAGAUCGUUUAAAGCUGUGGCUAUCAAAGACAAGGAAUUGGUACUAUGGAGAAAAGAAAACUAAAAUUGGCGACAAUGAAGCAGAAACUCAUUCUUAUUUUGCAGAAUCGAGUCACGUUCGCAGCCCAAAGCCUGAAUAUAUUCAGUUCAGUGUGGGACAGGUAAUAGUUCAUAAAAGAUUUGGCUAUUCAGGAGUCAUUGUUGGAUGGGAUGUAAAAGCUAAAGCUCCAGAAGAAUGGCUACGACACAAAUAUCCUCCAGCAAAACAGGAUCUAAAAGAUACUCCUCACUAUCGAAUUCUAAUUAACAAAGCAAAUGGAUUUGGCAAAUCUACAGCUUACAUUCCUGAGGAAGAGAUAACAAUUAUUAUGGGAUUAGAGGUGCACCACCCUGAUAUGAAAGCCUAUUUCAGUGGAUAUGAUGGAUCAAAAUAUAUUAUGCAGCCAUGGUUGAAAAAAAUCUAUCCUCAUGACUGAAGUACAAGUGUUUGUACAUGUAAAGUACACCCAGACAACAGAUAUCCUUUUUAAACAUGAGAUGCCAGAAUAAAACUUAUGUAUAUUUUUCCUAUGAUGAAAUAAAACAUUCCUAAGCAUGUUUUAUGUUGAAUGAUCCGUUUCGUUAGAAGUGAAAGCUGUACAUGUUCAGUUUACCAUGACUUGGAAUGGGGAUUAAUUUUCUUCCACAUUUGGGAGGAAAGGUUUAAAUCUAUCCCAGUUGCAGCUAGGAGUACC
Molecule: messenger RNA, 1222 nt
Organism: Chroicocephalus ridibundus (black-headed gull)
Lineage: Eukaryota; Metazoa; Chordata; Aves; Charadriiformes; Laridae
Exons: 7
Coding region: 308-964 (218 amino acids)
Molecular function (GO): DNA binding
Source: RefSeq, a predicted model, not a curated record